Molecule: messenger RNA, 1755 nt
Organism: Hemisphaericaspora subhashii
Lineage: Eukaryota; Fungi; Ascomycota; Pichiomycetes; Serinales; Debaryomycetaceae
Exons: 1
Coding region: 1-1755 (584 amino acids)
Biological process (GO): regulation of DNA damage checkpoint
Cellular component (GO): nucleus
Molecular function (GO): DNA binding; protein binding
Source: RefSeq, a predicted model, not a curated record
AUGGUACUAUCCGAAUUCGAAAGACAAAGACAGGAGAAUAUCCAACGUAACAAACAACUUCUCCAACAACUCAGUCUUGACGCCAUCUCUUCCUCCAUUGCUCGUGAAGCAAGUCCAUCCACCACCAAGACCAAAAAGACAACCAAACCCGCGUCAUCUAAAAAGCGUAAAACCGAAACUAGAGUCAAAAAAGAAAGCAGUGCUGAGCCAACUCGUAGAUCGAGAAGAUUGGCGGGUAUAAAGACCGAAUCGGAGAAUCCGGAGGAAUAUGCCAGGAUUAGAGAUGAGGAAGAGGCUAAAGAACGGAAGAAGAGGGAGAUUGAACGAUUGAAGAGAACGAAAUUGUUUGGGGAAUUUAAAUUGAUGGAUUUGGUAACUGAUAAAAAGCUGGGUGAAUUAGUGAAUGAAGAAAAAGUAAUUGGUUCCGUAAGUUCCAAUGGGGUGAAAAAGGAAGUAGAAGAUGAAGACAUGGACAAUGCUAAACGAACCCUUGAAUUGAUUCAAUCAUUAGGUGAUAAAUUCUCAGCUGGGGAUUUUUAUGAAGUUAUUAGAAAUAGUGAAAAACUGGCCAACGUUUCGCUUGAAUCCAAACGUAAAGAAUUCGACUCGUUACAUAUCUAUGAAAAGCAUGAUCCAUUAGAUAUCAAAAUCUCCCAUUCCAGAAUCACAGCGAUCCAUAUGCAUCCAUCCCAAGAUAAUAGACUCAUCCUCGCCGGUGAUACUAUGGGAAAUGUAGGUCUCUGGGCCGUCGACUCCACCACAAAUGAGGAAGAGCCCGAACCAGCUAUCACAAUCUUACAUCCUCAUGGAAGAAACAUAUCCAAGAUCAUAACCCCAACCUAUGCCCCUCUGAAAAUAUACACAGCUUCAUAUGAUGGAAGUGUCCGUUCUUUGGAUUUACAUAAAUUGGAAUCUACUGAAUUGGCCUAUUUGAAUGAUCCAUAUGAAUCCUCAUCGAAUUAUUUCUUGGGUGUAUCCGAUAUAAACCAAUGUAUGGAAGGGAAUCCGAAUGUGAUAUAUAUGACUACACUUGAAGGACACUUUUAUCAAUAUGAUACCAGGGAGCCAUUUGUUGGAAUUAAGAGGAAAGAUUUAUUGCGUCUUCAUGAUAAGAAAAUUGGUGGGUUUACUAUCAAUCCCACUAUGUCCACUCAGAUCGCUACUGCUUCUUUGGAUCGUAGUUUGAGGAUUUGGGAUCUUAGAAAUAUUGGAAAGUCGAGUUGGUCGGAGUAUGAACAUCAGAAAUCUCCACAUAUGUAUGGAAGCUAUUCUUCGAGACUUUCGGUUUCUUGUGUGGAUUGGAAUAGGGAGAAUAGAUUGGUGUGUAAUGGAUAUGAUGACAAUAUUUGUUUGUUUGACUAUAGUGGUGGGGAAGAUACUGGAUUAUCUGUGAUUACUGAAUGGGGAUCAGAUUAUGUCCCACAUCAAUCAAGAAAGAGAAAGGCAGCAGGAGGAGAAGAACAAGAUCUUAUUCCUGAUAAUUUGAAACCAUUUAAUAAAAUCAGACAUAAUUGUCAAACAGGACGUUGGGUUUCGAUUUUGAAAUCAAAAUGGCAACAAGAUCCCCAAGAUGGUAUGCAGAAGUUUGUGAUUGCAAACAUGAACCGUGGUUUGGACAUCUAUGAUCAACAAGGAAACAUAUUGGCUCAUUUGAAUGAAAAAGUGGGUGCUGUCCCUGCGGUUGCAACUAUGCAUCCAACUCAAAAUUGGGUUGUUGGAGGUAGUGCAAGUGGUAAAGUCUACUUCUUUAAAUAG